Molecule: messenger RNA, 1257 nt
Organism: Gigantopelta aegis
Lineage: Eukaryota; Metazoa; Mollusca; Gastropoda; Neomphalida; Peltospiridae
Product: neuronal acetylcholine receptor subunit alpha-7-like
Exons: 1
Coding region: 1-1257 (418 amino acids)
Biological process (GO): signal transduction; chemical synaptic transmission; nervous system process
Cellular component (GO): membrane; synapse; neuron projection
Molecular function (GO): transmembrane signaling receptor activity; neurotransmitter receptor activity; extracellular ligand-gated monoatomic ion channel activity
Source: RefSeq, a predicted model, not a curated record
AUGCAAAAGUUCAGCAUGGAGGGAUUUUCACUAACCGUUCUCUGUCUUCUUCUUGGAGGGAUCGUCCUUUCAGAAUGCCAGCUGAGUUCCUACGUCCAGCAGGUGUACACAGACAUCGUGGACAAGAACAAUCCGAGAAUCAAACCCGUGGUGCAACAGUCCAAGCAGAUCGUCGUCUUUCUGACGUACUUCCUCCUGUCUAUCAACGGAUACGACGAGAAGUCGCAGACCCUGAGGACGUCGGGCUACCUGCAGAUGGUCUGGUACGACGAACUCCUCUCCUGGAACGCAAGUGCUUACGGUGGAGUCGUGCAGCUCAAGCCAGAUCCCAAUAAGGUGUGGAAACCAGAUAUCACCAUCAAAAACGCCGUGAAUCACAACGAAAUGUUCUCUUCUGCGUUCAGUCUGAAUCUCUUCAGCAACGGGAUGAUCGUAUGGUACCCAGGAGACGACCUUGACACCUAUUGCAACAUGGACGUCACCUUAUUUCCGUUCGACACGCAGAAAUGCAGCAUCGAGUUUUUCAUUGGCUCUCAGCCGCUGUACGCCGUAGACAUGCACCCGAAGAUUGCGAACAUAUCCAUGACGGCGUUCCAGCUGAGUAACGAAUGGGACGUGACCAACACUUCGGCUGUUCGUGAAUUGCGGGUCUUGUCGAAGUUCGAGUUUCCCUUCAUCGUCAUGUCCAUGACCAUGCGCAGAAAGCCGUCCAACCUGAUCCUCAGCGUCUUGCUUCCGGUUCUGAUAGUGGCCUUUCUGAACAUCUUCGUCUUUCUCGUGUCUGCUGAAUCAGGCGAGAAGCUGUCGUUCGCAGUGACCGGACUUUUGACUUACACCGUUCUUCUGAGUUAUGUUACGCACACGUUACCCAAGACGACGGACACGACAUCGAUCCUGGCCGCCUUCGUCGGAGUCAUGACCGGCAUGAACGCAGUUUUUAUUCUACUCACGAUUAUCUCCCUUAGAAUUUUUUUCCGCGAUCCCGAGUCACAUCCGGUACCCAUGUUCGCCAAGCAAUUCGUCACGUGCCUCAGAUGUAUUACCGGUUAUGACGCCAAAUAUGACGUCAGUACAAAAAAGAUGAAGAUUCAACCGGUCGACGAUAAGGUAUUUACACCAAAGGGAGAGAAUUCUGGACAGAAGUCUCGUCAAAUCACCUGGAAAGAUGUCAGCAGGUCGUUUGAUAAACUUUGCUUCUACAUCUUCAUGGCCGGACUGAUAACUGCACUGUGUGCAGUAUUCGUGAUAUAUAUGUAA